Arvicola amphibius (Eurasian water vole) is the source of this 1731-nucleotide messenger RNA. RefSeq names its product TNF superfamily member 10 (gene Tnfsf10). The record is from RefSeq and is a predicted model, not a curated record. Bases 500 to 1369 code for a protein of 289 amino acids. Gene Ontology annotation, biological process: immune response. Gene Ontology annotation, cellular component: membrane. The transcript is spliced from 5 exons. Gene Ontology annotation, molecular function: CD40 receptor binding; tumor necrosis factor receptor binding. NCBI's taxonomy places the organism in Eukaryota, Metazoa, Chordata, Mammalia, Rodentia, Cricetidae.
GGCACUAGGAGGGAAGGGCAGAGACAGACUCCAGGUAGACUGAGGACCUCCGGGUUUUGCCUGAAACUCAAGUCACAGAGGUUUCUUAACCCGUGACAGCCCUAUCCUGCCAGGUAGUGAUGGCUUUCUAGUUAAGUAACCGCCAAAGCCUGGCUGCCUGCAUCUUCAGACCAGAGAGAAUUUGAAUCACGUCACAAGUGGACCCCCUUUUGCUCCCUAUAAUGGGAUACCCACCUGAAAGAUGUUUCAUAGGAAUUGACUCUGUUGACAGAAGCCAUGCCUGUUCCAGAGUCAGGGUCACAGAUGUUGGGGAAGGAGCUAAGGGAUUUGUGAGUGUGCUACUUCCUAACAGAUACAAUCUGUUCCGACUUGCUCUGCGUGCAGUAAACUCAGUUUCAGUUUUGCUUUCCACGAAUAAAAGAAACUAUAGGUAGUUGGUUCUGCAGUUGCCGGCUGCUGGGUUGCACAGCUGCUCAGGGGAACAGACCCAGACAGGACCAUGGCCUCCACGAGGACCCUAAAGGACCCCAGCUUUGGUCAGCACUUCAGGACGAUAGUGAUCUGCACGGUGCUCUUGCAGAUGCUCCUGCAAGCCCUGUCUGUGGCCGUGACUUACAUGUACUUCACUAAUGAGAUGAAACAGCUGCAGGCCAAGUGCUCUAGGAGUGGACUGUCCUGUAUGUUAAGGGACGGCGAUGAUCCUUGGGACUCCACUGAGGAAGAGACCAGGCACUGCUUGCAGGCUAAGAGGCAACUGUACCAGGUCAUUGAAGAGGUGUCUUUGAGAACCUUUGCAGAAACUGUUUCUACAACUCAAGAAAAGCAGCUAAGUAUUAGCCAUCCAUAUGGAAGUGGAAAACCUCAGCGAGUGGCAGCUCACAUUACUGGGAUCAGUCGGAAGAGCUACUCAGCCUUAAUGCCAAUGUCCAAGGAUGGAAAGACCUUGGGUCGGAAGAUAGAAUCCUGGGAGUCAUCGAGGAAAGGGCACUCGUUCCUCAACUAUGUGCACCUGAGAAAAGGAGAGCUGGUCAUCCAGAAACAGGGCCUUUAUUUCGUCUAUUGCCAGACAUACUUCCGGUUCCAAGAGAAUGAAGUUGAUUCCAAGACAGUCUCAAGGCAGAGAGGGACUAGCAAACAACUGGUGCAGUACAUCUACAAAUACACCAGCUACCCAGACCCCAUUCUGCUGAUGAAGAGUGCCAGAAACAGCUGCUGGUCCAGGGACGCAGAGUACGGGCUGUACUCCAUUUAUCAAGGGGGGCUGUUUGAGCUUAAAGAAAACGACAGGAUUUUUGUCACGGUGACAAAUGAGCAUUUGAUGGACCUGGACCAAGAAGCCAGUUUCUUUGGAGUCUUUUUAAUUAAUUAAAUGAUCUGCAAAGAUCAGACAGAAUUCUAUGCCCAGUCACCUAGGGUGAUGUCCGGGACUCAGGUUGUCACAAGAUACCAUGUGGAAGUCAAUGCUCCAUGCUUCUGUUGACUGUAAGGGGAAAGGUGGUAUUGAUGACUGCAGACACACAGCUGAGAGUCACAGAGGGCUUCUCUGACAACCCCUAAAAACUGCUAACAGCCUAGACAGGAAGGCACUGAAGUUCUUAAAAAUUGUGGUAAGGUAUUUGUGGCUAUUGUGAAAGGUGAAAUUCCUCUGAUUUUCCUCCCAGCUUCUUUAUCCUUUGUGUAUAGGAGGGCUACUGAUAUUUUUGAGUUGAUCUUGUAUCCUGCCACCUCACU